Komagataella phaffii GS115 is the source of this 1521-nucleotide messenger RNA. Its product is annotated as Vitamin H transporter 1. Bases 1 to 1521 code for a protein of 506 amino acids. Lineage: Eukaryota; Fungi; Ascomycota; Pichiomycetes; Pichiales; Pichiaceae. The transcript has a single exon. Gene Ontology annotation, cellular component: membrane. The record is from RefSeq and is a predicted model, not a curated record. Gene Ontology annotation, molecular function: dethiobiotin transmembrane transporter activity; solute:proton symporter activity; biotin transmembrane transporter activity. Gene Ontology annotation, biological process: biotin import across plasma membrane.
AUGGCUGAAGAACCAAAGACAAGGCUUGAAACAAGUUCACAAGACUCAGACUCGAAGAACUUUGAGUAUGAUACCGAAGUUGUCGUGGCUGGUGAUGAUACCCCAACAACUAAGCAGCUGGAUAAGGUUUAUCGUCAUUUAGAUUAUAGAAUCAUUCCUGCCCUGUGGUGUCUUUACUUUUUGACUUCAUUUGGGUCUUCUGCGUACGGAAACACUUUGACGAUGAACGCAGAAACUGGUCAUUCCCUUAUCCAGACCCUGAAUUUGACUACCCAUGACACUUCUACAGCCUCAGCAUUGUAUUACGUCGGUUACAUUAUUUUCGAUGUCCCAAUGAACCUGGCAAUGACCAGAGUCUCUCCUCAGAUGUGGCUGAGCCGUAUUGUCAUUACUGUUGGUCUGGUCUACACCUGUUAUAGUGCUGCUACCAACAGUGGUGGCAUCAUUGCUCUGAGAUUCAUAAGUGGUACUUGUGGAGCAGGUACAUGGCCCGGUCUCUCCUACUAUGUCACGUUAUGGUAUCCUAAUGAUAGAAGCGCCAGAAGAAUUGGUUACUACUUCACUGCUGCCCAGAUGUCCGCUGCCGCUGCUGGUUUGGUAGCUGCUGGUUUUCAAAAGAUCAAUAUGAACGGAGGAAGAGAGGGAUGGAAAUGGAUGUACAUUACGUACGGAUGCAUUACAAUGGCUGUUGGUAUUUCCCUGAUUUGGUGGCUACCUGAUAGGCCCACCAACAUCGACAAAGAAGCUCCAGACAACUGGCAUUCCCGUUUCUUUACAUCCCCCAAACCACUCACAGAGCAAGAACGAAGCAUGCAUAGGAAAGACCUUUCUGCAAAAUACACCAAGAUCGAUUGGGGCUUGAAAGAUGUUGUAAGAAUCUUCUGCGAUUUCAGAAUCUGGCCCUUGGUCAUGAUGUAUUUUGGAGUCGUCGGUGCUGGUUUUGGAUUGGCCGUUUUUGGAACCACUAUCAUCAGAGCUAAUAAUCCAGGACUGUCGUCUAUUAAUGUAUCUCUGUUGUACGCACCUAUUUGGUUAUUCGAUCUUGCCGGUAUUCUCCUCAUCACUCCAAUUGCUGACCGUUUUAAGAAGUAUCGUCCCGUUUUCUUCUCUUGCUCAUGUGUUAUUAUUAUUGUUGGACUCAUGGUGAUGACCUAUGCUGAUGACAGUUGGAGCCGGUACGGUGGUCUUUUAAUCUGUGGAUUUGGUCUUGGACCCACAGUUCCAAUUACCAUGGCAUGGACUGCAGAGAUUUUUGGAAGAAGACACGGAGACGUUGGAUGUGCCGUCAGUGCUGCGCUAGUUUCUGGUCUAGGAAACUUAGGUUCUGUCGUCUGUACUUACGCCCUGUAUUCUGGAUGGCCCGAAGACAGGGCUAGACUGUACAAGUACAGUAACAUGAUGCUAGUUCUGAUUGUGGGCGUAAGUAUUGUUUCAAGUUUCGCAUGUGUUUUGCUACAAUACUUCUUAGGAGAUUAUUCUGAACCGAAGGAAGUGACAUUGAAUGAAGAGGACACGAAAUAA